CGAGAGAAAGAGAGCGCGAUCGAUAUUAUUAUUCGUGCCACAGGGAAUCGAAGUCGAGUGUGUGUUCCCUCGUUCCGUACUCCACGCGGAGAAGGACUCUCCUCCGCGCUACGACGAAUUGUGCCGGCGUCUUCUUCGUUGACGUCAACGUGCUCAGCGCGGGUGCUCCAGGUUACUUUUAACGCGAAACGUUAACGCCAAUAACGCAACCGCCGAAAGGAUCGGGAGCGAUGUCCCGACCAACUGAACCGAACAGAUAGACCCAAAUCUAUAUCCAAGUUUGUCGUACACCCUUGACAUCCCGAAGAAAUCAGCCCGAGUAGCGUGUACACACAGCGUGUACACACAGCGCAGGGUGAUAACACUCGCGCAACGUGCUCAGAAAUUCGCUGAGAAAGACAGUCCAGGAAGAGAAGAGAAACGUUAAAAGAGAGAGAGAGAGAGAGAGAAAAAAGGAGAUCGAGGAAAGACGAACGAAUCGAAACAAUCGUCGCGUCGGCUGCAUCUGAGAGGGUGGGUGGGGAGGGGUCGAGGGGGGUGCUUAAACAGCCCCGUUUCAUAUAUGUGCCGAUACGUGGGCACGUCCGUCCGUCGUGCGGUGUUUCUCGCGUAUGGGUGAUAUGUUAUUGGAGAUGGAGCAGCAUUCGGGCCUGAUAUCCCUGAGCAUGUCGCCGUUCCACCUGAGUCCGCAGGGCAGCCCGCAAGCCGCCGGGCAGCAGCCCCCGCAGCAACAGCCGCAGCCGCAUUACGGCUCGUCGGCUUACAGUAGUUGCGCGCAGAGCUCGCCAUCGCCUAUGUGCCAUCAGCCGCAGUCCCAAUCGCAGCAGCAGCAGCAACAACAACAACAAAUGUCUGUUCACAAUCAGGCGGCACAGUCGCAGGGUAUGUCCAGUUUCGAGGCCGCCUUCUUCGACUCCGCUCCCCUCGAGGAUCUUCGGUGUCCCAUGUGCGGUCACAAGAACAUAUCCAACUAUCAGCUCGGCCUGCAAGGUCUGCUCACGUGUGAGAACUGCAAGAAUUUCUUCAAGCGCAACGGCUCGCCGUGCAGCAACAAAAAGGUCUACACGUGUCUUUUCCCUCAAACGGCGAGUAGCGGCGGCGGCGGUGGUGGCAACGGCGGUGGCGGCAAUAGUGGUAACGGGGGUAGUGGCGGCGGCGGCGGCGGUGGUGGUGGCGGCGGCGGUGGUAACUGCGGCGCGUCUUCGGCGCUCGAGAUCUGCGCCAACAAGAAGGUGUAUACGUGUCUGUUCCCGCCAACAGGAGCCGGAAGCGGUAACGGAGCCUGCGGCGGCACAUCCACCAGUCUAGAAGGUAACGGCGGCGGAGGCGGUUACACCGGCAGCGGUGGCGGCGGCGGCGGGAACGGCGGCGCCGGUGGCAACGGCAGCGGCACUGCCGGAGCUGGUGGUCCAGGCGCGGCUAACGCCACGGUCAGCGGCGGACCGGCGACUGUCGCGGGAAGUGGCAACGUCGCCGCCGGUGCGGUCCCGACCGGCGGCGGUACCCUGUGCCACCCUGGACUGGGCCAGGUCGGCGUCGUCACCGGCUCGAUACCCUGCCCGUCCGAUUUCCCGGACACCAAGGAUAUCAUCAUCGAGGAGCUGUGCCCCGUGUGCGGCGACAAGGUGUCCGGUUAUCACUACGGUUUACUCACGUGUGAGUCCUGUAAAGGAUUCUUCAAGCGCACCGUCCAGAAUAAGAAGGUCUACACGUGCGUCGCUGAGAGGUCCUGUCACAUCGACAAGACGCAGCGGAAACGGUGUCCCUACUGCCGCUUUCAGAAGUGCCUCGAAGUCGGCAUGAAGCUCGAAGCUGUGCGGGCGGACAGGAUGCGAGGUGGUAGAAACAAAUUCGGGCCCAUGUACAAGAGGGAUAGAGCGCGGAAGUUGCAACUUAUGCGUCAACGGCAACUAGCGAUCCAGACGAUACGCAGCAACCUCGGUGACCCGAACAGCUACUCGAACGCGGUCACGCCCUUGAUGCACAUCAAGCAGGAGAUCCAAAUACCUCAGGUCUCGAGUCUGACCUCGUCACCGGACUCGAGCCCGUCCCCCGCGACCGUGGCCGCGGGUCUGGUCACGACGCAAGCCAGCGGCAGUGGCAGCGGGGCCGGUCAGCACCAGCUGAUCGCGCCAUCCAGCCAACCCCACAUCGGUACCAGCGGUGCUGGUGGCGGUGGCGGCGGCGGCGGCGGCGGCGGCGGCGGCGGUGGUGGUGGUGGUGGAGGCGGGGGCGGGGGCGGCGGCAAUCACUUGCACAAUCUCAACCCGGGUCUGGACAGCAGACUCUGGGCCGCCAACUCAACUACCCCCGGCACGAAGGUCUUUAACUUCGGCGAGCAAUCUGUGCAGCCACACGGCGGUGGGGUGCCGAGCUACGCGUCCAACCCCGUUGUCGCUCUUAAGACACUUAGUCCAAUGAUAAGGGAGUUUCUGUCGUCGAUCGACGACCGCGAGUGGCAGACGUCUCUCUUCGGACUGUUGCAAAACCAAACGUAUAAUCAGUGUGAAGUGGACUUGUUUGAAUUAAUGUGCAAAGUGCUCGAUCAGAAUUUGUUUUCGCAGGUAGACUGGGCUAGAAAUUCGACGUUCUUCAAAGAUCUCAAGGUUGACGAUCAAAUGAAGUUGCUACAACACUCUUGGUCGGAUAUGUUGGUGCUAGAUCACCUUCAUCACAGGUUACACAAUAACUUACCUGACGAGACGACACUUCACAAUGGCCAAAAGUUUGAUCUUCUCUGUCUCGGCCUACUCGGAGUUCCUUCCUUGGCCGAAACCUUCAGGGAACUAUCCAAGACACUUCAAGAAUUAAAAUUCGAUGUCCCCGAAUAUAUAUGCAUGAAAUUCCUAAUGCUGCUGAAUCAUGAUGUUCGUGGACUAGUAAAUAAAAAACAUGUGCAAGAAGGUCAUGAGCAGGUUCAACAAGCGCUUAUGGAAUACACGCUAAGCCAUCACCCAUCUGUACUGGAUAAAUUUAAUAAGCUGUUAGCAGUAUUACCGGACAUUCACGAAGUGGCAACCAAGGGAGAAGAGCAUCUUUAUCAGAAACAUUGUAAUGGAGGCGCACCAACGCAAACGCUUCUCAUGGAGAUGCUUCACGCCAAGAGAAAAUGAAACGAUCAGUUUUACUUGAUAAUCUUUGCCAUCGAAUAAGAAAAAAAGCCUGUUA
Cyphomyrmex costatus is the source of this 3168-nucleotide messenger RNA. RefSeq names its product ftz transcription factor 1 (gene ftz-f1). Gene Ontology annotation, biological process: regulation of transcription by RNA polymerase II; hormone-mediated signaling pathway; tissue development. The transcript is spliced from 5 exons. Bases 612 to 3113 code for a protein of 833 amino acids. The record is from RefSeq and is a predicted model, not a curated record. Gene Ontology annotation, cellular component: RNA polymerase II transcription regulator complex. NCBI's taxonomy places the organism in Eukaryota, Metazoa, Arthropoda, Insecta, Hymenoptera, Formicidae. Gene Ontology annotation, molecular function: RNA polymerase II cis-regulatory region sequence-specific DNA binding; nuclear receptor activity; zinc ion binding.